Molecule: messenger RNA, 1962 nt
Organism: Boeremia exigua
Lineage: Eukaryota; Fungi; Ascomycota; Dothideomycetes; Pleosporales; Didymellaceae
Product: fungal-specific transcription factor domain-containing protein
Exons: 2
Coding region: 1-1962 (653 amino acids)
Biological process (GO): positive regulation of transcription by RNA polymerase II
Cellular component (GO): nucleus
Molecular function (GO): transcription cis-regulatory region binding; zinc ion binding; DNA-binding transcription factor activity, RNA polymerase II-specific
Source: RefSeq, a predicted model, not a curated record
AUGCAAGAGAUGAAACUUGGCUUCCUGUUCAAGCUAGCACCCCCUGAAUUGGGAGAACGAUUGUCCAAAGCUAGGAGAGUUGCAAACAAGCCAAACGCGCAGGAGGCGGGUCUUUGUCAGCAAAUGGAGAGCUCUGAAUGGUGGAUGUGCCGAGGAGAGCGAGUCCGGCCGAUACAGCCCGCCUCAGGCUACACGACAACCGUCAGUAGCCCCGAGAUCAUCUGCGUCUUCCCUAAGCAUCCACAAUCCACCAAGGUCAAUACUCGACAGACCUUGCAUGGAGCUUGUCCAAUGAGCUCAACACUGCUCAACCUCCCCACAAAAGCCUGCCACAACUGUCGUAGACGUCGCUGGAAAUGCGACCGCUCUUCACCGGUCUGCCACAAAUGUCUUUCAUCUGGUACCGAAUGCCUGGGUUACGGGAAGCUCUUUGUGUGGAAUCGCGGGGUUGCGAGUCGCGGGAAGAUGAUGGGAAAGUCAUAUGAGGAACGAGCCCUGAAAGAGGAAGCCAAGCCUCACGAUGCGCCUGCCAUCACAUGGGAGUCUGAUCUUGUUGUUGCACACACACAACAAAGUUCGUCGGAGCCCGCGGCCGGUGCGGCAGCCGAAGAUGUACAGCAUGGAUCCGCUCACGGACCGGGAGCCGAGGACGGGACCGAGAUGGUCCUUCACCGACCCUUAGUUGACCCACUGGUUAACGAUCUAGACCGCCACUCGCGCUACUACCUCUACCAUUUCGCGACGCAAUUGUGUGAAGACAUGGUAGUCUACGACAUGCCGGGACAGAACCCUAUUCGCGAUCUCAUACCCGCGACCUCUGCGUAUCCAUUACUGCUGCAGAUCAUCGUUGCCAAUUCAGCCUUUCAUGUCUUCAACAUAUCGCGCAACCCAAUGGGCCAGUCAGCCUAUCAAGCGCAGCAAAGCUCGUGUCUUGUCGCAUAUUACCAAGCAGUGAGCCGGUUCGGCGGGCCACUGCAGUCUUCGUAUCGAGAUGCGUUGACUGCAAAGACUAACGCACUCUCCCUGCUAGCAAAAGACGUUGCUUCUGUCAAUCCCUCGAACAUUGAUCUGGUCUUGGUAACCAUCUUACUCUUCGUCAAUUACACUCUCGUGGAGUCUGGCAAAGACAAAUGGAAGGUCCACGUCGAUGGCGCAUUGUCUUUGAUCAAGUUGCUGGGAGAGCCGUCAUACAUACAGCGACCGAUGAGUAGACUGCGGCUGACCAUUCUUUCCGACCUCUUGGUAUUCUAUGUCUUGGGAUCUACACUGUCUUUCUCCACGAUGUCGAAAUUUGUACCAGACACUAUUGAUCUGGAUCCAAUCUUACGUUACGCAGAGACUAACAACUACCUGUCGAUGCCAUCACCUCUCCUUCGCAUCAUGCUCGAAUCCUUUGAGCUACCCGACUCUCGCGACGGAUCUUCAGGAAACCUCAGAGACAACAUCCAGAAGCAGGUAGGUGUACUCUUGCAACGAGCGCUCAGUUUCGAUCCCAUCGCAUGGUCAUGCGACUUUGAGCCUGCUUCACCUUUCGAGGAUCUCAAACAACGCGUACGCAUUGCUUCUGCGCACCGCUCUGCUGUUUGUAUCUACCUUGCUCGCGUACUACCUUGUACGCAUCCCCUCCUAGACCCUUCCAGCGAUACGGCAAUCGUCAACUUGAUAGCUCUCGCCAACGACGUCGUUCACCAUAUCUCACAUCUCAAACCCGGUGACGCAGUCUUCAAGUGCAUAUGUUGGCCUUUGUUCUUGGCUGGCGCUGAGUCUGAGGACCCCGGGCAACGCGAGUGGAUCAUGAACACGUUGGAUACGCUGUACAGUGAGAUGUAUUGGGGCUACCUACACACAGUCAAAAGAGUCCUAGAGACCAUCUGGUUAUGUAAGGAUCGAGCAGGUUCGGGUGCAGACAACUGUUGGGUCGAUGAAGUGAAGGAACUUGGUGGUGAUGUUCUCAUUGCGUGA